Messenger RNA from Spodoptera frugiperda (fall armyworm), 2695 nucleotides. RefSeq names its product protein THEM6-like. NCBI's taxonomy places the organism in Eukaryota, Metazoa, Arthropoda, Insecta, Lepidoptera, Noctuidae. Bases 248 to 946 code for a protein of 232 amino acids. The record is from RefSeq and is a predicted model, not a curated record. The transcript has 5 exons.
UCUGCCUGCGCGCGCAAUGGAAAACUGUCAUAAUGAAUAUUGUACGUGAAAAAAUACCAUAGCGACAUUGUGUCUAGGUUAUUUUAACAAGUUUUAAAGAAAUAUAUGUAUUAGAAUUACUAGAAAUAAUAUUAAAGCAAAGUUUUUGAAGUAAAUAAGUGUCUUAUGAUGGUUUUACAUUAGUUUUUGUGGAUAUGGUGUAUUAAUUUCUUAUCUGUAUUUCGCCGGUUGGAAACUAAAGGUUAAGAUGUGGACGGUAUGCGUGCCAGGCUGGGCAGCGGCCGUGGUGGCUGGUGCUCUACUGCUGUACGGCAGUAUAGACGUAGCCUACUUCGCCAGGAUGAUGUACACUGUCGCUAAAGCACGGUACUUCAAGAAGAAAGUCUGUAUUAUGGAUACUACGGAGGUGGAAGCAUGGUGUCUUAUAAACGACAUCGACACACUUCUAUACCACAUGAACAACGCCCGCUACCUUCGGGAGCUGGACUUCGCAAGAGCUGACUUCUACGAGAGGACAGGCCUCUACGCCAAUAUCAAGGCGGCAGGCGGCGCUGUGGUUCAGGCUGCCUGCACCAUCAGAUACAGGCGGUUUCUCAAACCUUUCACCAAGUUUACUAUUACUUCUAAGGCAAUAUUCUGGGACGACAAGACAGUGUUCAUGGAACAUGAGUUCAUUGGCCCCGGUGGCUUCGUGCAUGCGAUAGCAGUAUGUCGGCAACGUGUCAUCGACACCUCUGCAGCCGCUAUAGCAGAGUUACUGCUGCAGCUGCACUGCGGAGGAUCCUGCAAACAUCCUCCAGAGAAGAUGCCUCCUGAGUUGGAGCUUUGGGUGCAAUGCAACGAGCUCAGUUCAGCUCGUCUCCGAGCACCAACCGCUCCUCUACCAGUUCUAGACGCCACCCACACUCUUGGCUGCGGAGAAAUGGUACCAGCGGCAGUUGAGUGAAGUUAUCCCUUUCACUGUCCAGCUCAGCAUACUCAUACCAAGUGCGAGUGAGACGGCAAUAGGGUAUGCUCGCUCGAUAGUGAAAUUUUUGUCAGAUGACGCGUGAACGCCGCGCGGUACGGACGUGUGUUAAAAAGGAAUUUCAAUGUUAGAAGCUCAGCUUUUGACGUUGAUUUCUUUAAAAAAGUUUGGUCAAGGGACGGAUUAUAUUAUGACGCUGUGUCCGCAGGAUAAGCAGAGGUGCUUCUGUGUAUUAACAUAAAAUGUAUCUGUAUUUAUAAGUGUUUAAAUGAUAUAAAAAAUUUAAACGAAAGCUUUUGAUUGUUUUUCGAUGUUUUGAAUAAUUUAAUCACUGACGUAUUGAUGUUGUUUUAUUGUAUAUUCGUGUGUUUGUUUUUAAAUGUCAUCACAAUGUAUUUUAUGUCCAAAACUGUAUUGGAUCAAUAUAAUUCAAUUGAAUAUGCUUGUUAGUUAUGGAAUUUGUUUAUUUGAAUGUGUUUAAUGGAUAUCAUGUUACAAAAUAUCGUCAAAUUAUGUGAUCUUCUAGCUAAGCUAGGUUAAAAUAAUUAAUAUUAAUAAAGAUGUAAGGUUUAGUUCACAUUGAGUCUAGGUUUAUUGUAACUUAAUCUUGGGAUUUCCAUGAUGUAAUCUUAUGAGAUCUUUUUCUAGAUCUAAUCCCAUAAACGGAGCUCUUUUAUGUAAGUAGUUUUUCUAGCCUGUUUGUUGGGCGAAACAUGUGUGAAAUUAAUUGAGAUGUAAAUAAGUGGAUCUUAUUUAAUCGAAUAAGGUCCAUAGGCACAAAUCCGCUAAGCAGAAAGAGAAAAUUUCCAGAUCUGGGGAAGGGAGGAAUCAAAAAUGUAUUUAUAUAAUUUGGAUUUUAAAAUGAUAAUAAAUUAUUUAGUUUUCGUCUAAUGUAACAAUAUUGCUCUGUACCCUUAGUACGAGUUUGCUUUACGUUGAACGAAAACGAAACGAGAGCACGUUCGGUGCUCUGAUUGGCCGGUGCGAAUAAACCAACCAAUCAGAACGCUAAACGCACUCUCGUUUCGAUCUCGUUAAACGUAAAACAAACUCGUACUAAGCACUCUAGUUUAUAAUAAUAUUAUGUUCUUGUCAAAUAUGACAAGUUUAUCAUUAUAUUGUAAUGUUAAAUGAAAUUAAUUACAAAUCAGAUUUCUUGGUAUGCCUCAAAAUAGAAUACUGAUUAUUAAACAGCUAGUUUAAUUUGAACUCUAAAACAUUAAAAUUAUCAAAUUGUGUUACAAGAGAGUUAGAUGUUCGACAGCUCUAAACAUUACGAAAUUCUAUCCCUUCUUUUAAGGGGGGAAAAACGUCCAAUGACUUCUCCCGCAUUGGGCUAGACAACAGAGACUAUCAGACUCUUGCUAACUAAAAACCACUCCGUUCCUACUUUUGCUUUUCAAGCCGCAGCCCCGCUAACCUAUUAGGUAGGCUGCAGCUCAAAUUUGAUACCUAGUAAGGCAAAUUAGUCAGUAUUGUCUACUUAUUAGUUUUUAUGGCUUAAAUGAUUAAACUAUGGGUUGGAUAUGGCGAUAUACCUUCAAUUGAAUUAUCAUAACUGGUUUUAAGGGUUGUCUUCUUGUCUGCCUACCCUUUUUAAGUAAAGUACCUGAUAUAGACUCAAUGUGAAUGAAUCCUCGCAAAAUCUUCACUAUAUUAAAUGUAAAUGUAUAUAUUUAUUGUUCUUAUCUAAAUAAUUAUGUAGUACAAUAAAGUUUAAAUGAGUUA